Fulvia fulva is the source of this 1605-nucleotide messenger RNA. RefSeq lists its product as uncharacterized. The transcript has a single exon. The record is from RefSeq and is a predicted model, not a curated record. NCBI's taxonomy places the organism in Eukaryota, Fungi, Ascomycota, Dothideomycetes, Mycosphaerellales, Mycosphaerellaceae. Bases 1 to 1605 code for a protein of 534 amino acids.
AUGCCAAUUGCAGUUGCUAUGAACCCCAAUGGGCCACAUCCAUCUUCUACCGAGAAGCAGUUGGCGUCAGAGAGACUGGACACAGUCCACCCAGCCGAUGAUAGUAGCAGCCGGUCCGACACGCGCAGAGCAAAUGCUAGGGCUACGCGGACGUCGUCUAUGGAAGUCAGUCCUUCAGAGCGCAGCUUGAGAUAUGCAACGAUGAAUGCUGUCCCUGCCUCACCAGAAAUGAUCAUCUCCUGCGCCGCAAGACGCACCGCAGCUAUUCCAAGAUCAGCAAGAUCGUCAAAUGCAUGCUCAACCAGCCCGGUCUCAACGUCGAGAGUCAUCGCCACAGACACCGUGAGGACCGAUGAACUGCUGAGCAGCUUUCCGGCUCCACCUGUUCCAUGGGACGCAGCCAGACCUGGCAGACUUGCAAGGUCAACACUUCCCCAAAAACGACCUUCCUGGUCAAUAUUUCCACGGAGUGCACCACGUACAGAUCAAGACAUAGCCCCAGCUAGCAAGCAGCCUAGAUCCGCGAUCUCUUGUGGGGUUUCCUCUGUGGUUCAAGGGCGCUCGAUCGCAUCUAAUGCCGGCUCGUCUUCGCCUCAAUGGCGCGGAGAGUCGUGGAACCGGGACCGCCACUCUGGUGUCCCUCUCAACGGCGUAGCGACCACUUCGCUGCAUAGCUUCGACCGACGUAGCGAGCGACAAUCCGGCGAGAGCGCUUCGGCACAGGCGUCUUCUCUUAGAACUAGAGCUCUGCAUGGACCGGCAUCGGACAGAAGCGAGAACCAGCGUGCGAUUGUGAACGGUGCCCAUCGUUACAAUCGUGGCAGGGCAGUACCUGGCGAACUCGCAGUCUUUGCGCCGUCAGUCGAUACGGCGAAGUCAUUGACACCAGACCAACUUACAGAUCCUACGCCUGUGAUUCAAGGGCCAUCAUUCUGCAAACACAGGCUUGCAAAGCUCAAAGCCCGACAACUGCACAUCCCAUCGCCUCACGUUGUUGGUCUCGCAACGUUCGACGGUAGCAAUGGUGCCUCCGAAGUUCCUUCAUCACAUAGCAUUGAUGCGCCAAGCACGGGUGUGCACACUUCGACUCCAGUGCCGAGCCCAACACGCCAACCUGAGAUGCACAUUGGUGGAGCUCCGACGACCGGUUCAGCUACGGAGACCUUGACGACUGCGGCCUCUGAUCCGAUGCUUGUGUCGAACACUGGGAUAGGCCCUCCUGGGGAGGUAGCUGCGACUUCCGGCGCCGCCAGUGUCACAGCGUCUGGUCGAGCUAAGUUGGUGCAGCGGCGCAACGAACAAGGCACGUGGCGUACGCGUAUGAGCAAGACUACCUGCUGGCGCUGCGAGAUGGCGGCGGUGCAAGAGUCGUGGUGGCAUAAAAUCAAGUAUGCUCUGCAGUACACUUGUCUCUGCCAUUACAGAGGAUAUUACAACGAGGAGGACCGCGAGUGGAAGCACGAGCGAAAGCGUGCUAUUUGGCGGAGUAGAGGGAGUCGUGUGGGCAUUGGGCCACACGGUGCAGAGGACUCGGCCGGCGAUGCGCGACAGGGGACCUUCGCGCCUGUGGCCGGAGACAAUGUGGUCGAUGGCCGGGGUCGUUGA